UGACAAAGAACGAGUGAGAGGACGUACAACCAAUUUGGCAUUGACAUGAAAAGAAUAAUUUUUAACUUGUCAUCUUGGUAGGAGGGAUCAGAUCACAGAGAAUUAUGGGCAAUGAAGGAGAAGAAGAUCAUCAUCAACAGUCAAUCAGAAACUUCAAUAUUGAUGCUGCAGAUGCCUUCAAAAGAACAGGGACAAUAUGGACAGCAAUUGCUCACAUAAUAACUGGAGUAAUAGGAGCUGGAAUACUGUCCCUUGCCUGGAGCAUGGCUCAGCUGGGGUGGGUUGCCGGUCCAUUGGCUAUGGUGGUGUUUGCAGGGAUCACCCUUAUUUCUUCGUAUCUUCUCUGCGAUUGCUACAGAUCUCCUGAUCCCGAAUCGGGACCAACAAGGAGUAAAUCCUACAUGGAAGCUGUUAAACUCUACUUAGGGGAGAACAGCAAGCGAGUAUCCGGGGUGUUUUUGAAUGAAACCUUGUAUGGUUGUGGAGUAGCAUAUGUUAUUACUUCAGCUGCCAGUAUCAGAGCAAUUCAGAAAUCAAACUGUUACCACAAGGAAGGACAUGAAGCUCCGUGCCACUAUGGGGAAACUGAUUACAUGCUACUAUUUGGGGCUGUCCAGAUUAUAAUGUCACAGAUACCAGAUUUCCAUAACAUGGCAUGGCUCUCUAUUCUUGCAGCUAUCAUGUCCUUCUCCUAUGCUUUCAUAGGAUUGGGACUUGGCUUUGCAAAAGUUUUAGAAAAUGGGACAGUUAAAGGGAGCAUUGGAGGAGUCCCAGCCAAGAGUACGGCCGAGAAAACAUGGUUAGUGUUUCAGGGCCUAGGGGACAUUGCUUUUGCCUAUCCAUACACAAUCAUUCUUCUAGAAAUACAGGACACUCUGAAGUCUCCUCCGCCUGAAAACCGGACGAUGAAGGUGGCUUCCACCGCUGCAAUCUUUAUCACCACCUUCUUCUACCUCUGCUGUGCGUGCUUCGGAUAUGCAGCCUUUGGGAGUAGCACACCGGGGAACCUCUUGACUGGUUUUGGAUUCUAUGAGCCCUUCUGGCUCGUUGACUUGGCUAAUGCUUGCAUUGUUCUGCACCUCGUUGGAGGAUAUCAGGUGUACAGCCAGCCAGUGUUCCAGUUCGUGGAAGGUUGGAUCAGGAAGAAGUUCCCAAACAGGCGAUUUGUGAAUGAUGCUUACGCGCUAAAACUCCCAUUUUUGCCCGGCUUUCAACUUCAUCCUCUAAGGAUAUGUUUUCGGACGACUUACGUUGUAUCAACAACACUAGUUGCAGUCAUCUUCCCUUACUUCAACCAGGUUUUGGGAGUUUUAGGGGCCUUGAACUUCUGGCCAUUGGCAAUAUAUUUCCCUGUGGAAAUGUACUUUGUGCAGAGAAAGAUUGGGGCUUGGACAAGGACAUGGCUUCUUCUACAAACUUUCAGCCUUGCUUGUUUGCUUCUGUCCAUAUUAGCCUUAGCUGGGUCAUUGCAAGGACUUAUAAGUGCAAAAUUUAGCUGAUCAGAUCAAGCUAAUAUUUGCAGACAAUUAAUGGAAUUCAUGUUUAUAGCUUUCCUUUCUCUAUGGUGAAUGUGUUCUUGAUCAGAUGAUGUACAACCUAUUAGAAUUAACAA
Molecule: messenger RNA, 1612 nt
Organism: Diospyros lotus (date-plum)
Lineage: Eukaryota; Viridiplantae; Streptophyta; Magnoliopsida; Ericales; Ebenaceae
Product: probable amino acid permease 7
Exons: 7
Coding region: 105-1499 (464 amino acids)
Cellular component (GO): plasma membrane
Source: RefSeq, a predicted model, not a curated record